Syngnathus typhle (broad-nosed pipefish) is the source of this 5210-nucleotide messenger RNA. Its product is annotated as histone-lysine N-methyltransferase SETD1B-like. NCBI's taxonomy places the organism in Eukaryota, Metazoa, Chordata, Actinopteri, Syngnathiformes, Syngnathidae. Gene Ontology annotation, molecular function: protein binding; histone H3K4 methyltransferase activity; RNA binding. Gene Ontology annotation, cellular component: Set1C/COMPASS complex. The transcript is spliced from 17 exons. The coding region runs from base 1 to 4578 and encodes 1525 amino acids. The record is from RefSeq and is a predicted model, not a curated record.
AUGGAAAGCGAAAAACACGUUUUACGGAGAAAAUCAUCGCGUCAACCCUGGAGAAGUUUCAAAUUGAUGAUUGAUCCCGUUUUAACAAAAGGACUCUACAAAGUGUACCGCUAUGAUGGGCACGACUUCAACAUUCCCGUUGAUGACUUGGGUUUGUUUCCAGUGGAUUCAGUGAAAGAUCCACGCAUCUGCCGCAUGUGGAGCAAAUGCAUCAAGAGUGACCUUUCGGUUCCUAGAUUUAAGAUAGAUGAGUUUUACAUUGGGCCCAUUCCUCCCAAAGAAGUGACAUUUUGCAGGCUGAAUGACAAUGUAAACAAGGCCUUCCUAACUAAUAUGUGUCAGAAAUAUGGCCACACUGAAGAAGUGGAAAUUUUCUACAAUCCAAAGAACAAAAAGCAUUCAGGGGUUGCCAAAGUUGUUUUUGACACUGUGAGGGCUGCUAAGGACACCGUUCAUCACCUUAAUCAAACAUCAGUGAUGGGUAAUGUUAUCCACGUGGAAAUGGAUCCAAAAGGUAAAAACAGAGUGCGCUACCUCAAACUGCUCUUUCAUGGCAUCUACACACCAUGCAGCUUACCAGUAGGAAGCAGUGACCAAAGUCUCCAAAACUUAAUCGACAAUUUACUGUGCAAUUCAGCCCCACAGGGAGAAGGAAGCCCAAGCAGCCUCACUACUCCACUCUCUCUCGACACAGCAUAUUCCAGUAUUAGUCGGGAUACACCUUGUAGCUCUGGCCUGACUCCUUAUUCACAGGGAACCCCGCGUACUCCUUCCUUUUCUGCAACUCCGCUCUCCUUUGACUCAUGCUACUCCAGUCUUCAAGGCACUCCAAUCCUCCAGGGGGAGCACCCGACUUACAGUGUUCCCAAACCAUUCAGAAGAGAGUUUUGCUGUCAUAAAUUGGCAAGAUUUCACUGGGGAACCACUGAAGUCUCUGACGGAAAUUUAUAUUUAAAGAACGGUCAACCUCAAAAUUCCCUCCGACCAUUUACCCUGAAUAGCAAACAGAAACUUGCACCAUGGCGGAAAACCAAAAUCAAAUUUGCUCAGAAACAUGCAAAGCAUUCUUUCGAACUUUUAUCCCCUGGUCCAGAGUCGAGGAAUGUGAUCGCAACUAGCUCAAAAGCGUUACCUAUAACCUCUUUGAGCAUCAACUUGGAAGCCAACAAGCAUUUAGACGUGACUUCCCUACUUGACAGUCAUGCAUGCAUUGAAGAGUUACCUCAGUCACCACUGGUGAACUUUAUUCCAAGAAACCCUCAGCCAGAAUCAGAGACAUUGGAUGCCCGAAUACAACAUUUGCUGACAAACAACCAGAGUUCAGAUACUUUUCAUGGGAAUUCUUCAAUAGCUGAUGUGUUCGGUCAGGACAGCCCAACCUCACCAUAUCCACUGCAGAACUCCCCACCCUCAAAUGACCCAAACAAGACUUUGGAAGAGGUUAAUCCUAUGCCAUUCCUUGAAGAGGAUGAAACCUCCCAAGCUGUUUUUUUUCUUACAUCCCAAAGAGAUAAAGAGAGGCCCUCUCCAUUUGAUUUCAUAAAAGUUGGUGAAAGCCAAGAUGGAAACAUUAAGACGAAUGCUGAAAAGGCACCAAGUCAAAAGGAGGUCCACUUAUCCAAUGUCGAUGAAAUAAACGAUGAAACAUUGACACCAUCUUUUAGUCAUCAGUCCAAACAUCCACUUGCCAUCCCAGCCGCAGGCCAUCAUCCACCACUUAUCCCUUUGUUUUUCCCCAUUCCUUCAUUUCCCCCUGUCCCACCCCGCCUCCCAAAUGGCACCAUUCCCGUUCCACCUCCAGGCUGGAGCCUCCCUCCAGGCCAUCACAGCAACAUCCACAUUCCACCACCUUCUAACUUCCCGGUACCCCAACCUUCUUUGCCGCCUCCUGCACCACCCUGGGCCACUUCACCUUUUCCUCGUACCAACCCUCUAGUUCCACCAACAGACUACUCACUGAUGAGGCAAAACCCUCAUAAACUCACAGUGGAAAAGGUUUUAGAUGUGCUCAUGAAUGAACUGAAGUCGAUUAUUCGGAGAGACCUCACUCGCAGAAUGAUUGAGGGAGUGGCGUUCAAGGUGUUUGAAGUCUGGUGGGACAAUCAAGAGAAGAAAACAAAGCAAUCAGUUGUGCCCUUAAAUGAUAAGAAGACCAAUUGUAUAAAUCCUCCGAAUCCCAUCGCCGGCGAGCACAAGAAGCCUCCCCUUCCCACCUUCAAGAUUAAGAAGAAAAAAGGGGACAAUCCUACAAUGAAAGACGGAACCCACGAGGACGAUACGUUGAAACCAACAUUUAAAAGACGUAAACGGAGACAUGCAAGACCGCUUGAUCUUGAUAGUGAUGAUGAUGACAGAAUGGAAGAAUACAAGAUACAUCAAGCCGCCGCGCAAAGGGAAAUUGCAACAGCCAAAGAGGAACAGGCUGGGCCUAUAGAAGAAGAAGUACACAUUUUGUGUGACGGAAAUCAUCAUGCCAGCAAUGUUGAUGACAAUCAUAAAGAAAAAGAGAAGGUGUCUGAAAAACACAGGGAGGCUGAAGACACCUGUCCAGUUCUUAGUGACGUUCUCUCCUUCAGCAGUGAGUGCAGCUCCUCGGAGGUUUGCUCAUCCGACUGGGACUCCUCGGACUCUUUUACUUCAGAGAACUCAUCCUACUGUGACUUCAGCUCUGAAGAUGAUGAUAAUGUUGCUUUAGAAGACAACAAAAAGAAUGGUGAAGGUUUGAAGUGUGUAGUAAUAUCAUCAGAUGAGGAGUCGGUGGAGGUUGAGCCCCCUGUGACACCCUCAGCCCCACUCACGCCUGGUGCUCAGCUAGAACCCCAUGACUUGUCAGAUCCAUCUAAUAGGGAGAAAGCAGAGGAAAAUGAGUACAUGCACCAAGAACAUGCAAUGAUGGCGCUACAGCCUUCAUCACAUACUGGACUUCAAGCAGUGGCUCUUGAACUUGAUAUGGAGAGGCGUAAAUGGAACUCGGGAUCUCCGGAGUACACCUUGAGGCCUCUCACUCCUACUGGCUGCUCUUUGGACAGUGACCUUGAACUUUUUAUCAGAAGCAAACCAACAUCUCCAGUUGUGAUGGAGGUGGGACGACCACAGACCCCAGGCAAGGAGAUAGCCUCUCAAUUAGGAAGUGAAGAAUCAGAAGAUGACAAUCUCUCUCGAACGAUCAGUGAGUUACAUCCAUCAUCAGACACGGCUUUGUUAUUCCAGGAAACACCCAAAACCCCAGGUAGAGAAGACACAAGUGCUUGGAGUCCCAACAGUGGCGUGAGGGUCUCAACAAGUCCAGAGUAUGAAAGCAUUAUACCGGAAGAUACCGGGGAAACAUACUUACAUUUUAGAAAACCAUCGGCUCAUUCAUCACUGUUUAGUAGUCCAUUUAUAUUACCACCAAAUACCCCUGGAAGAGAUAUCUUUCUACCACGAAGAUCCUUCAUCCACAGAAGAAAGACUGACAUUGCGAAUAUCUCACAAUGUGACAAAUUCCUUGGAAUGUUAUCUCCAUGUGACCUUUCUGAGUCUUCAUCUGAUGGCGGAGGAGUGAGAACAUGGUCAGAUGUGAGAGUGAUACCUCUGCAAAGACUGGAGAACAUGCCUGGUCUCCUCCACAAGGGAAGUAGGAGAGAAACAAAAAUGAGGCGUAAAUGGUGGAAGAGAACAAAAAGGCGUUGGAGGAGUCACUACUUCUCUCGUCCCAGUCCCCCCAAGUGGCGUUCAGAGUGCGAGGAAAGGAGGAUACUUCACAGUAUAUGGAGGGACGGUCUGGAUCAAGAGGAUGAGAGACUGCUCAAGUGCACUUACGAAAGGCUGCAAGAGCGGGAAGAUGAGUGUAGCUGGCUUAGUGAUGCCCUUUGGAUACCUCAUCCUCUGACUAAAGUUAUAGAAGAGAACGUAGGACACCAGUCAUGGCAACAGAAGCACGUUACAGGCUCAGCCCGCAGUGAGGGUUUCUACAAAAUCAACUGGAGGGAUAAACUUGAAUACCUCAAACACGAAAGAACCAUUGAGCUUUCAUCAGCAAGCGCUCAGGAACAUCAGAUACAGCCUACCGCACUUCGGGCCGGAUCAGACUUCAGGUCAGAACAGCGCCGUCUGCUGUCAUCUUUUAGCUGCGAUAGUGACCUCGUCAAGUUCAACCAACUCAAGUUCCGAAAGAAGAGGAUUCGUUUCAGUCCAAGUCCCAUCCAUGAUUGGGGUCUGUUUGCCAUGGAGGCCAUAGCAGCAGAUGAGAUGGUGAUUGAGUAUGUCGGCCAAAUUAUCAGACAGAAUAUUGCUGACAUGAGAGAGCGUAGAUAUGAGGAAGCAGGCAUCGGAAGCAGCUAUUUGUUCCGGGUCGAUCAGAACACCAUCAUCGAUGCCACAAAAUGCGGGAAUUUAUCCAGAUUCAUCAACCAUAGCUGCAGUCCAAACUGUUAUGCGAAGAUCAUCACUGUGGAGUCUCAAAAGAAGAUAGUGAUAUACUCGCGGCAGCCAAUCUGCAUCAAUGAAGAAAUCACGUACGACUACAAGUUUCCCAUUGAGGACACAAAAAUUCCUUGUUUGUGUGGCUCUGAAAGCUGUCGGGGCUCUUUGAACUGAUUCCAUCUGGAGAGCCCCUGUCUUAUAGCUUAUAUAAGAGCCCACACUGCCUCAGGUACUGUACAAACAGACACUGAAGAUGUGCCUCAUAAAUAACUAUUAGGCAUUUCCAGCUGCUCUCUUGAAGGUUAAAAAUAACCUGAGCUGCACUAACCAGACCAAGUGAACUUUCCUAUCCAGCACGUAAGCUAUUGUAUGAUAAAGUAUGAGGCAAGAGAACGCUAAACUUUUAUGGUAAAUGUAAAUUGACUCCCUUUAUAUUUAAUGUACAUGGUGUACAGUCUCAUUGGAAAAACUUUAUAAAUGCAUGUUAUGAGAGGUUAUCUUUGGUUUUACAUCACAGUAACAUGGACAGUAUACGGCAGGGAUUGUCAACCGGUGGUCCGCGGUCCUCUAGUGGUUCGUCUCGGUAUUGCAGGUUGUCAGCAAAAUUGGAAAUGGAAAAUAAUUGUAACAUUUAUUUAAAUAAAAUGGAUUCAUUAUUUUGACUUUAUUUAUUUUCCAGCUAAUUUUGUGAAUCAUUUACCCAUUCAAAUUAUGUCAAAUGUAGCUGAGAUUCCCAAAAUAGACAUACAGACGCAAAUAAAUAGCCUGCAUAGGUCUAUCUUACUUUGUUGCAAAAUAAAAUAAUA